This is a messenger RNA of Blastocystis hominis, 411 nucleotides long. RefSeq lists its product as hypothetical. The coding region runs from base 1 to 411 and encodes 136 amino acids. Gene Ontology annotation, molecular function: GTP binding; GTPase activity. The record is from RefSeq and is a predicted model, not a curated record. The transcript is spliced from 3 exons. Lineage: Eukaryota; Bigyra; Opalinata; Blastocystidae.
AUGAAGACUAUAAAUAAGGACGGUAUCUAUUCUUGGAUCCUGUAUGGCGGAGCGAUAUUGGAAGGCUAUUCUGGCAAUACUUCAAACUCCAAGGGAUUCAACUUUCGAGGAGGAGAUGCACGUAAUACAGAAGGCAUAUGGUUCUGGAACAAACCAUUCAUUAUUCCAGAUCCUACAACUGCUGGAGGCAAAAUGGCUGUAUUAAUUAUGGAUACGCAGGGAAUGUGGGACGGACAAACAGGUCAAGGACUUACAGCAAGUAUAUUCGGUCUAUCCACAUUACUCUCAUCAUAUCAGAUUUAUAACGUAGACCGAAGACUCCAAGAAGAUUUUCUCCAACACUUAGCUCUGUUUACCGAUUACAGGAUUAUGCUAAUUUCCGAAACGAGAAAAUACGGAAGAUUUGAAUGA